Messenger RNA from Centropristis striata (black sea bass), 572 nucleotides. RefSeq names its product NADH:ubiquinone oxidoreductase subunit A12 (gene ndufa12). The transcript has 4 exons. Lineage: Eukaryota; Metazoa; Chordata; Actinopteri; Perciformes; Serranidae. The record is from RefSeq and is a predicted model, not a curated record. The coding region runs from base 57 to 500 and encodes 147 amino acids. Gene Ontology annotation, cellular component: membrane. Gene Ontology annotation, biological process: response to oxidative stress; mitochondrial respiratory chain complex I assembly.
ACUCGGACCUGUUUUUAAGGCACAACAGUCCGUCCCGGUAAGUCUUCCGUCGAAAGAUGGCGGAGUAUGUGAACAUCGUCCGAAGGGCUUUGGGGCAGUUAGGAGGUCAUGGAGGAGUUCGGGGUUUACUUGUGCAGUUUUUCAGAGCGAAUGAUGUGAAGACCGGAGCCCUGAUUGGUGUCGAUAAAUAUGGGAACAAAUACUAUGAGGACAAUAAGCACUACUUCUUUGGACGUCACCGCUGGGUGAUCUACACCACAGAGAUGAAUGGAAAGGACACCAUGUGGGAGGUGGACGGCAGCAUGGUUCCAGCUGAAUGGCAUCGCUGGCUGCACUGUAUGACAGACGACCCCCCCACCACACAUCCCCCAGAGCCAAAGAAGUUCCUGGCUGAGGUCCACCAGUUCAAUGUCAGCGGCAGCUCACAGCAGUACGUGCCGUACUCCACCACCCGCAAGAAGAUCGAAGAGUGGGUUCCACCCAAAGCCGGGGCUCAGUGAACUCUGACUGCAUAUUUUGUAAAUUAUGGUUUCCUGCCAACAUGUCCUGAAUAAAAUCUCUAUACAGAUGUU